CCUGCAGACAGGGACACCGGUAGCCAGAGUGUAGUCUAUAUAUUAGCGUAUACGACCAACUCACAGAAGACUUCAGUCGGACACACUUCAGAAGAUAUAGCCUACUGUUUUAAAUAUUCUAUUCAAUUUUAACUGUUCGUUUGUGGAUAACGUCUUCAUUUUGGGUUCCUUGAAACUUUGAAAGGCCGUGCUUGCUGUUAGAGUGACAGAGAAACCACAAGAAGCAACACCAGACCAUGCCAGCCCAUAACACACUCCUGCCUCAACUGCACUUACCGGGUUCAAGCGGACGUAAAGAGGAACUUCACAACAUGACCGAGGGGGAAAUUACUCUUCUCCAUUUCCAUCUGGGGCCAGAGAAAUUUGAGCCCCGCCAUCCUGAUCAUACAGCUUUAAAAAGACUCUACUGCAAGAACGGAGGAUACCAUCUCCGAUUACAACCGGACGGAACUGUCGACGGCUGUCAAAACGAAAACGACAUGAAUACUGUUCUGAGAAUCCAGGCCACAAGUCUAGGAGUGGUGGUUAUCCAAGGAAUUCAGACGGGACGCUACCUGGCCAUGGACCAGACCGGAAGACUUUAUGCAUCGGCCUCCCUUACUGACGAAUGCUACUUCCUGGAACACAUGGAGGAGAAUCAUUAUAACACAUACAGGUCGUACAAAUACAGGGAUGGACAGCAGUGGUACGUGGGAUUAAAAAAGGACGGGCGUCCUAAAAUGGGUCCCCAGACCGACAUUGGCCAGAAGGGGGUGUUCUUCCUACCACGGCCAGCAGGUGGCGUCUAAGCUCCAUGUUUGAAAAAGUCUGUGAAAAGCCUCUUCACCAAAGAUCCCUUACUGUCUUUGUCCUCAAUAAGGUCCAGGCAGGGCUGUCAUGUUCCCACUUGUAGGAUUUUUUUCUGACACACUGCAGAGAUGUAGCCAUGGCCGUAACUACCAUUGAGGUAGUUUUUCUGUAUUUUUUCCAGUAAUGUCAAAUUUAUCUAUGAUGAAAAUCGAUACGUACAUACAUGAUCAACAAUGGUAAAUUCAGUCUGUGUACGCCACCCCCAUUUAUCCUCAAGGCAGUGAUUAAUGACAACAAACUAAAGAGUUUGACUGAAUUGUUUGAAACAUUCUAAAUGUACAGCAUGCAGUACAGCGUGAAGGAUUUGACCUCUGUAUUUGAAAAUGUCUGGUUAUGGCCCUGGAUGUUGCCUAUUCAUCUGCAUACAAAUUCACAUAGAAAUGAAGGAAGCAAAUCUAAUUCAGCACAUGCUGGCGUCAACAUAUCAGCUUCUAACAUAGGUCACCAAUGCACAGUAGGCUAUAGAGGUUUUAGCACUUAACUUAUUUCCUUUAUAUAUUUUUAUAUUUUUUUAUAUAAUUUAUUUAUUUAUUAAAAAAUGGACUAUAGGACCUACAUUUAAUAUGAUUUAUUUAUUUUAAGAUGCUGUGUUGACCAAAUGAAACGUGCUAUUAACCAUGUUUCGGCUAAUACAUAUUGUAUUGUAUUGUACCUUUCAAUAAAAAGCUAUUUUGUAUUAAUUUCUGCUUGUCGUGUGGUAGGCUACAUGUGACACUUCUCCAGGUUAUUUUUUAAAUAACGAAAUUGUCAUUGGGGUUUUCCUUUGUAUGUUAUAUUUUUCACAUUGUAGGCCUAGUGUCAUGAAAUGGAACUCUCCCUAAUUUCAAUGUAGGAUUUCGUAGCCUAUAUUGUAUUGUAUUCAUCAAGGGCUCAUCCAAUGAAAGGAAACAACAUAAUAUGUUGUUGUUUAAUAUAACAACUAUCCCAUAACUUCAGAA
Molecule: messenger RNA, 1787 nt
Organism: Engraulis encrasicolus (European anchovy)
Lineage: Eukaryota; Metazoa; Chordata; Actinopteri; Clupeiformes; Engraulidae
Product: putative fibroblast growth factor 1
Exons: 4
Coding region: 237-788 (183 amino acids)
Biological process (GO): positive regulation of gene expression; positive regulation of epithelial cell proliferation; wound healing
Cellular component (GO): cytoplasm; nucleus
Molecular function (GO): fibroblast growth factor receptor binding; growth factor activity
Source: RefSeq, a predicted model, not a curated record